AUGGAAAUCACCAUCACAUUAAGAGAAGUAAUCAAACCAUCUUUGCCCACACCAGAUGACCACAGAUUCUUCCCACUCUCUUUGUUUGAUCAGCUUCAACUUGUCACCUAUUUGCCAAUGGUUUUGUUUUACCCCAAGAAAGAAGGGUUCUCGGAACCCUCUCAUAUUUGUUCUCAGUUGAAACGGUCACUAUCCGAGACACUAACCAUUUUCUACCCUGUGGCAGGCAGAAGAGAAGACCACACCUUCAUCACUUGCAAUGAUGAGGGUGCUCUUUACUUGGAGGCCAAGGUGAACCAUACCAUGGUUGAGUUUCUCACACCACCCAAGCUAGAAUUUCUAAACAAAUUGCUCCCAUGUGAGCCUAACAAGAUGCACUCACACACAGAAGCCUUGCCCCAAGUACUUGUACAAGUCAACAUAUUUAGUUGUGGUGGAAUAGCUAUAGGUACAUGCAAUCUGCACACUCUUCUUGAUGGAUGCUCUGGUAGCCUCUUCCAAACUACUUGGGCUGCUACCUGCAGUGGCUCCAGGGAGAAAGUUCCCUCUCCUGAUUUCAGUUCUGCUUCCUUUUUCUUUCCACCGGUGAAUCAUUUGAGUUUUCAUGACCAUGUUGAUCAAAAUAAUGAAGAUUCAAGUGCACAAAAAAUGUGCACCACUAGGAGAUUUGUUUUUGGUGUAGAAACCAUCGACAUUCUAAGAGCUGAAGCAAAAGAUGACGAUGAUGAUGAUGAACCCUCAAAGCCUCUUACCCGAUAUGAAGCACUGGCUGCUUUCAUUUGGAGGCACAUGACACUUGCAUGCAAGAUGGAAUAUGGGGAUAGCACAACACCAACAGUGGCCAUUCAUAUUGCGGACAUGAGGAGGAGAAUGGGUGAACCUUUCUCUAGAUACACAAUAGGCAACAUUUUGUGGCCAGUGAUGGUGUUUUGUGAAACAAUGAAUGCAGAGACUAGUGGUAGAUAUUUGGUUAGCAUUGCUAGGGAGAAAUUUGGAAAGCUUUCAAGGGAAUUGUUUCUAAGAGUGAAAAAUGAUCCCAGUAUCUUAGGGAGUAGUGAGUGUGUGGAUCUGCCUGAGGGUAUAAAAACAAAAAGUCCAAUUCCAGUUGUCUUUACAAGUUGGUGUGGUUUGAAUUUCAGUGAGCUGGAUUUUGGUUGGGGGAAGCCUUUGUGGGUUGGUGUGAGAGGAGGGGAUCAGGAAACUCUCCCCAAUGUAGCUGUUAUCAUGGAAACAGAUGCAGGCAUGGAAGCUUGGUUGACAAUGGAAAUGCAACAUAUAGCUAACUUGGAAGAAGACAUGGAGUUUCUCAGAUUAGCUUUGCCUAAUCCUAGUCUUUCAAACAUUUAG
Molecule: messenger RNA, 1347 nt
Organism: Sphenostylis stenocarpa
Lineage: Eukaryota; Viridiplantae; Streptophyta; Magnoliopsida; Fabales; Fabaceae
Source: the annotation of a GenBank genome assembly